UCUUACGUCUGCAUAUAUCAUGGAUGUAACUAUUCCAUGAUUUAAGCUUAGCCAUUAUUUUCAGCAAAUGUUUCAGCGCUGAAGCGCGCUGAAGAGUGGUGGUUAGUUAUGGAGGAUAUGUUAUACCUCAGGAAGACAAUAUUUAUCUUAUAAUAAUGGAAUAAAAUAUAACACUAAUAGUCAAGUUGAAAUAGAUAAUAAAUUCAAUUAAAAUGGGUACCGUUGAGUACGGUUUUGCUUUAAUCGGAGGAUUAAUGCCUCAAAUUCAAGCACUUAUAGCUCCGCCAGUAUCAGAAGACUCUAAAUCAGCUAAAUCUAAAAGAGAAAAGGAGGAAAAGAAACAUCCUUAUUUUAAAAGACGAGGUCGUGGCCAUAAUCAUGAUUUUUGCGAUGCGUGUAGAGACGGAGGUGAACUAAUAUGUUGCGACAAAUGUCCAGCAUCUUACCACUUACAAUGCCAUUAUCCGCCAGUGGAUCCAACAGAUAUACCUAAUGGUGAAUGGUUGUGUUAUGCCUGUCGAUGUGCAACGAAAAGAGAAAUUUUAGGAAAUAAAGGAAAUGAUAAAAAGAAGAAAAAGUCUGCAUUAGAAAUCUUAGCUUUAGCAGCCUCUUUAGUUAAUCCUCGUGAAUUUGAGCUUCCGAAAGAGUUACAGUUGCCAAUAAUAUUUCCUGGAAGUAACAAAGUAGAUUAUGUAUCUGGUAGAAGAGGGAAGCAACAGAGUUCAUCAAACAGCAAUGGGAAAAGUCAUUGCUUGGAUAAUAAUCUGAUGGUACCAUUACCGGCUCGUCUAUGCUUCGAAUGCGGACGUAGUUGCAGGAAAGCGCCAUUAAUUGCAUGCGAUUACUGCCCACUCUAUUUUCAUCAGGAUUGUCUGGAUCCUCCACUAACUGCCUUUCCUAUUGGAAGAUGGAUGUGUCCUAAUCAUCCGAAUCAUUUUAUAGAUCAAAAUCUUUUAACUUCGUGUAGAGUAACAGAACGUAUCAAGCUUUGGGAUAAAUAUGCUAAUCAAAGGAUAGAUCAGCAUGCCGUGAAACUUGAUUUUUUGCGUAAAGCAAGUACUGCCAAUCCAUUAUUUCGCACAAAAGUAAGAUUAGAAGGACGUAUGCGGGUAAAAGUUCCUCUUUCAGUUAAAUACCACUAUGAAAAUCCACCUCAUUUGGAUCUUAGUCAUUUCAAUCAAGAAACUUCUAUAAGAUCAACAAUUAAAUUAGAAAAUGAGCGAAAAGAAAAAGAUAAAGAAACUACAAUAAUAAAUAAUUUGGAUACACUGAAAAAAAUUAAUCAUACAGAUGACAAGGAAUCGGAUAUGCUAAUGGAUAUUGAUAAUUCACCGUGCAAAAAUAAUGUAACAGAGGUAAAAUGUGACAGGAAAGAAAACGAUGAAGAAAAAUCUAUUGGUAAAGUGGAAUUGAUUGAGUCAAGUGAAUCCUGUGAAAAACAAAAUAAUAUAACACAUUCGGAUCAGUUUACAUACAAUGUAAAAGAAGGAGUGCAGUUAUUAGAAAGACCAGUGUUAGAAGCAUUAGCGCGUCAAAGAUUAGAACAAAUAUUAAAUCCAGAAGGAGAUAAUUAUAACGCGAUUAAUUGUAAAGUUAAAGCUCGAGCUGUACUUUUUUCUUUAAGCGAGAAACCUAAACCACCUGUUUUUAUGAUUAAUAAAACUAUGACUAUUGGAAAUGGACCAAAUUGUGAUUUAGUUCUAUCUAGUUAUGGUACUUGCAGAUUAAUAUCUUCUAAACAUGCUAUCAUAUUUUUUGACGAGGCAACAAAUCAUUACGAAUUACUUAAUUACAGUGAACAUGGAACAAUUGUUGAUAAUGUGUUGUAUUCUUGUAACUAUACGAAAGAAUUAGAAAAUGAUAAUAAGGAGGACAGCGAUGACAGUAAAAUAAUAAGUAAAGAACAAGAAACAUCAGAAAUGGUUAAAUCGAUAAUAUACAAAGAAAAUCCUCCUCCUUUGAAAAAUGCAUGUAAAGAAAGUUUAUGUAAAUGCAGCACAAAGUAUCGAGAAGUUAAAAAAAUAGAUUAUUUGGAAGAAGGUUGGGAAGGAAGUGCGAUUAUUGCUCACGGAUCUAUUCUAAGCUUUGGAUGUCUUACAUUUGUGUUUAAUACGAUAAGUUCACAAUUAGAUUAUUGAGAUCUAACAUUGUAAAUACUUGUGUACUUUGUGCAUAGAACUUUUUAAGUCAAUAAGUAAAUUAAAAAAUGAUCUUUUUUAUUAUAUCAUGUAAGACUUUGUAACCUGUGAUAAGGAACAUUAAAACAUAGUGUUAUGAA
This is a messenger RNA of Polistes canadensis, 2278 nucleotides long. Its product is annotated as PHD finger protein 12. Gene Ontology annotation, cellular component: Sin3-type complex; nucleus. Gene Ontology annotation, molecular function: protein binding; transcription corepressor activity. NCBI's taxonomy places the organism in Eukaryota, Metazoa, Arthropoda, Insecta, Hymenoptera, Vespidae. Gene Ontology annotation, biological process: negative regulation of transcription by RNA polymerase II. The transcript is spliced from 5 exons. The record is from RefSeq and is a predicted model, not a curated record. The coding region runs from base 213 to 2138 and encodes 641 amino acids.